Messenger RNA from Chenopodium quinoa (quinoa), 2658 nucleotides. RefSeq names its product pentatricopeptide repeat-containing protein At5g40400-like. Bases 1 to 1965 code for a protein of 654 amino acids. NCBI's taxonomy places the organism in Eukaryota, Viridiplantae, Streptophyta, Magnoliopsida, Caryophyllales, Amaranthaceae. Gene Ontology annotation, molecular function: protein binding. The transcript is spliced from 4 exons. The record is from RefSeq and is a predicted model, not a curated record.
AUGGCUCAGGAUUUAGCAACAAUGCUUUUCUAUGAGUUUGAAAAAUGUUUUUUUAUUAGCAUUGUUAACUUAUUAAUUAAACUCCUAAUGAAUCGAAUUCGUUCAUCUUUUACAACCCCCAGAAUUCUUCUCUCAAAUUACUGCACUAAAUCUGCACUAAUUCCUUCAUCUUCAACCCCAUUCAAUCCUCCAACUGUUCCUCACUCAAAACCCAGCUUAAACCCCCUUUACAAAUUCCUACCAGAAACUCAAAACCCUAAUAAUUUAGUCAAUCUCAUUUGCUCUGCUCUCAAACAACCCAAUUUUGAAACUACCCAUCUCACAAAUCAAUUGCAGGACCUCAUUCCGCAUUUGGGUACCCAAGAAAUUUCAAGGGUUUUGCUUAGAUGUCAAUGUGAGUCUCAAUAUGCUCUUAUUUUCUUUAAUUGGGUAAAAAAUGAUCUGGGUAUUAAGCCAACUUGUCAUAAUUAUUGUAUUAUUGUUCAUAUAUUGGUUUGGUCUCGGAAUUUUGUACAUGGAAUGAAGUUACUGUCUGAAUUGAUUCGAUUCGAGUCCGAUGAUGGUGAAAUAAUUGAUAUUUUUAAGUGUUUGGUUUCAUGUUCUGAGGAUUGUAAUUGGGACCCUGUUGUUUUUGAUAUGCUUAUUAAGGCUUAUGUGAAAGAUGGUUUGAUUAAGGAAGGUUAUAGGGUAUUUAGGAAGAUGGUUAAGAUAGGUUAUGUGCCUCAUGUUUUGGCUUUUAAUUGCUUGUUAAGUGGACUUUCGAAGGCGGAAUGUGUUGAUGAAUGUUGGAAACUUUACAAAGAGAUGUGGAGGAUUGGUAUUAACCCGAAUACAUGUACGUUUAAUAUUUUUACUCAUGUGAUGUGCAAGGACCAAAAUGUGGACAAGGUAAAUGAGUUCUUGGAGAAGAUGGAGGAAGAAGGAUUUGUGCCUGACCUUGUGACUUAUAAUACACUUAUUGGUAGUUAUUGCAAAGGUCAUAGGUUGGAUGAUGCGUUUUAUCUGUAUAAGAUAAUGUAUAGGAGGGGUGUGGCUCCUGAUAUAGUUACCUACACUUCGUUGAUGAAUGGACUCUGUAAGAUUGGAAAGUUGAAGGAAGCUCAUGAGGUCUUCCAUAGAAUGGUUGAUAGAGGAUUGACUCCGGAUUUUAUGUCGUAUAAUUCCCUUAUCCAUGGUUACUGCAAAGAAGGAAGGAUGAAAAAUUCAAGGCUCCUGCUUCAUGAUAUGAUUGGAAAGGGAAUUCUUCCAGAUGCUUUCACCUGUCAGAUUCUUGUUGAAGGAUUCGUGAAAGCGGGUAGCUUGCAUUCGUGUUUAAAUAUGCUUGUUGAGCUUAAAAGGUUUGGAGUUGCAAUUUCUUGUGAUAUCUACAAGUACUUGGUUAUCUCUUUGUGUCAGGAGAAUCAUCCAUUUGCAGCUGUUAAACUUUUGGAUAGAAUGUUGGAAGACGGUCAUGAGACGGAUGAUGAGAUAUAUGAUAAAUUGAUCAAAUCGUUCUGUGAUAGUAAUCUUUUAGAAGAAGCAUUGCUACUUAAAAACAAGAUGCUGGAAAGGAAGGUCAAUCCAUGUUUAGCCAUAUAUAAAAAUCUAAUAAGCUGCUUGUGCAGAUUGGGGAGAUGCUUGGAGGCAGAAGUUCUGUUGCAAGAAAUGGAUUUAUAUGAUCUUAAACCUAACAAUGAUAUCUGCAGGGCUUUGGUAUUCGCAUAUUGUACAGAAAAUAAUUCUGAUAAAGCUGAAUCUAUGCUUCUUUCACUUGCUAUGAAGUAUCAGCUUUUCGAUACAGAUAGUUAUAAUGCGCUUCUUAAGACUAGGAGUGGGGAAAGCAGUGCUGCUGAAUUGAUGGAAUUACAGGAUAAGAUGCUGAAAUUGGGCUUUGCACCCAAUGGUUUAACUUGCAAGUAUGUGCUUCAAGGACUACAGAAUGCUGUUAUGAAGAACAAGGACAGCCUUCAAACCUGCUUUCACUAACAGCAGAUUAAAAUGAUGAAGAAGUUUGUGCGCGCGCUUGAUUUAAGUAUCAUAAGCUGUACAAAAAUCCUAUUAUUUCAUCAUGUCCUUUGAAUGGUGGAUGAUGAUUGGCAUUUGGCAAUCUGAAGGUUGAUAUUAUCGAUUUACUCAUCUUGAAGAUUCCGAAUUCUGAGACCCCAAGGACUUAAGCUGGUGUGAUGCUUGGCGCAUAUUAUAUUGCUUGGCAAACAUAAAGAGACGUGCAUGCAUUGUGUUAUGGCUGUUUAAUUAUGGGAAUAUCCCCAGAAAUUGGUUCACCGCCAUAAAAGGGAACAUCUGUUGGCUGCGCAAGUGAGCCGGGAAAGUUUGAUUGCAGCUGUUGCUUUCCUGAGAGUGUACUCUGACUGAGUAUGAUGCCUGAGGAACUCCUCCUGGAGAGGAAGAAAGCUAUUAGAAUGCGAUUUUGUGAUAAGCAUGCACAGUUAACUACAGUUUUGUGGUGUUGGCAAUUUUUUCUAGAACACCACCAGAGAUCAUAUUUUCUGGUGAGUGGACGUUACGUAUCUAAAUAGAUAGAAUGCUUUAAUUUGUUGUCUCUUCCUAUUCAUGCAAUCAUGCUAUAUUAUAUUGCAUACACCAGCUGAUCUGUAAUAGCAUUUUGCGUCGUAAUUAUCUUUUUUAAUGAGAUGAUUCUGGGCCUGCUAAUUAUGUUUU